CCACCGUACAAAGCCAUGCCGAUAGUCGAUACCGCCUAUCGAUCUAUUCGUUGCCAGCCACCGAGGUACCCAGUCAGCACCUGCGUAUCGAUAUCAGCACUUUGGGCUCUUCGUUUUAUUGCUUGUGAUUCCUUUAUUUAUUGUCGCGAACUGUCUAAUUACUAUCCCUAGCUUUACUUAACUACUACGUGCAGUGCUCUGGCUUGCGUGCCUAAGCAGCUGAUUCAAAUCGGCUAAUUCCAAUUGAGCAAUUUACUCCCACAAAAAAAGCAGUGGUGUCGAUGGUGCUGCCGUUUUAGCCAGUUUUGUGAGCCCAGCGGAGCCCCGGUGGAGCAAGAUAGUCGAAAAAUGCCAUUGAAGUUCUUGAAAAAGUGUCGCCAGUACAAUGUUACGUCCAAGAGUUUGUUUGUUAUAUCAGUGCAUCACCUGCUGGACACCUCCAGCACAGUGGACUGCACGAUCAGCUCGGAGAGCAAGGGGCAGGAGUGCCUGGACAACGUUUGCCAGCGCUUGCUGAUCCAGCAGCCGGAGUUCUUUGGCCUGCGCUACCUGGUCAAGGGCAAGGACAAGGAGGACGAGUUCAAAUGGAUCGACCUGGAGCGCUCGCUCAGCCGGCAGCUGGAGAAGUAUGCGGCGGGUCCGAAGAUCUACUUGCGUGUGCGUCACUAUGUGACCACUGGCGUGCGCCACUUGAGCGACGAAGCCACCCGCUUCUACUACUUCCUGCAGCUGAAGAGCGACAUAUACGAGGGCCGCAUCGCCUGUGACAUCCGCACGGCCAUAUUGCUGGCUCUCUACUGCCGCCAGGCGGAGUACGACAGCUACCAGGGCGACAAACAGAGCAAGGACUACCUGAAGAAGUCGCUAGUCCUGCCGCGCAACAUGCAGGGCCUGGCCAACGAUGACAGCAUGCUGGAGGGACUGAUCGUGGAGGUCCUGCAGCAGCAGGCGGGCAUUGCACAUCUGAGUCAGAGCCAGGCGGAGGAGAUGUACAUACAGUGCUGCCAGCAGCUGGAGGGGUAUGGGGAGGAACGCUUCGCCGCCAAGGACACGCUCGGCAACGAUUUGCUGCUGGGCCUGGCCAUCAACGGGAUGGUGGUGAACGCGGACAACGGGCGGCAGUAUUUUCCAUGGAAGGACUUCCACACGGUGACCAUUGACAAGCGAACGAUCAAGAUCGAGCAGAACAAGCUGGACGGCGGCGGAAGCAUCGUGGGGAGCUUCAUAUUCGGCGAGGCGGACACGGCACGUUACUUCUGGAAGCUCACCAUCAGCCAGCACAAGUUUUUCAAGCGCUAUAUUGACACCGCCACGCCCUCGAGCCUGGGAAGUGGUGCAGAUGCGGAGAGUGGUCCGCUGGGCGUUGAUAGCGUGGGUUAUGUGGACUACGAUUAUAAUGAAGCGGCGACCGCCGAGCAACUGCAACAGCAUCAGCAGCAGCAGCAACAUAUCCAGCAGCAGCAACAGAUUCAGCAGCAGCAAAUGAUUUCCUCCAACAUAUCGCUAGCUGCCAGCGCGAACCAGAUGUUGGGACAAAGCAGCUCCUGCCUAGAUCUGAGCAACAACAACCUGCACAGCAGCAGUGGCAUGCUGCACCACGGCAGCAGCAACAACAACAAUAACAAUGAGGAGCGGGAGCGCCUCAAAGCCAUGCUGCCCACAUACCGCCCGGCACCAGACUAUGAGACGGCGGUCCAACUAAAGUACCGCACACCUUCGGCGGAAUUCCACAACGUGGCGCUGGCUAUGGCCGCGCCCGGAAAUGCCUACUAUGCAGGCUCCCAGCCGGAUGUCCACAAUCCAGGCAUGCACAACGACAACUUGCUGUACGGUCAUAUGACUGCGCAUCGUUAUCCGGACGUGGCCCAGCCGGCGGCUGCCCUACACCACCACAUCAACCUGUACCAGGCGCAACAUCAACCGCAGUCACAUCCACAGCCCAUGAGCGCCGCCCAGGCGUACCUGGAGCUCUCGCAACGCAUGCACAUGAUGCGUCACAAGGCCCCUCCGCCGUAUGUCAACCGACUGAGUUCCUCCUCCACUCCCGAUCUGGCCGUGGCCACUCCCCGUUCCCUUCAGGGCUUUCGCAACUACGUAAGCGGCUCCUCGCCGGAUCUAGUCUCUAACCGCACCCUCUUCAAUGGCGGUCAGUACGUUGCUCUGCCCGCUGGUGGACAUGCCGGCAACAUACCCACAUCCUCCGGAGCCACCAUGCUGCACCAGUACCAGUACGUGAGCCACAUGGGGCACUCACAGCCAUACCUGCCCCCGCACGGCACCUUCGAGAACCUCAACAUGAUUGAGGAGCAGCCGUCCAUUAUGUCGCAGCUGCGUCAGUCAGCGAUGAGUCAGGCAGCAGCUGCAGCUGCCGGAUCCAUGGUAUCGCAAAGUUCACCUACCCUGCCGCCGAGUGGCUAUCGUAGUUCUGUACCCCCGCCAGCCAGCAGCCCGCUUCCACCGCCGGUCGUGGCUUCGUCCCAUAAAUCUGCGACGCCAGCGCCUCUACAGAGGAGCUUAGUGAACGGAUCAAUCGAGCCCAUUUACGAGAACGUACCCCUGCCACAGAGAGCCUCCGGUGGCAGCAGUGGCGCCGCAAAUACUGAGGCAAUGCGUCAAAGAGCUUCGUCCAUUCAGUCUGCCCCCGGCGUUGUUCCCGUUCCAGCUGCUCGAAACGCCAGCUCCAACAACGUGGUUACUGUAACCGUGAAUUCCCCACCCGAAGAUGGGAACAUAAAGCAGGGGUACGGCGCUGACCGAGCAGCAAGCACGGAGCUUCUGUUCCUGGAACCGCAAGCUCCUAAGCGAACCAACAGAGCCGCCAGUGCAGCGCCUGAUAUGGGAGCCGCACCUCCACCACGACAACAUCGCUCCACAGCCAGCCUAAACAAGUCGGCGACGGUCGACAUGAUCACGCCGGCCGGGGACACACUGCAACAGCAGUUCAGUGCCAUGAAUCUUUCUGCCAACACAUCUGCUUCCACAUCCUCCAUGUUCAACUCAACGCUGGACACAACGUCCUCAUCGGCGGCCAGCAAAGACUUAAAACGCAAGAAGCGCUGGAACUUCUUAUCACGUAGCAAAACGCCCGACAAACAGAAAUCCGCCACGCUGGGCAGGGAAAAGGCCACGACGGCAGGCCAGCACUCCAAGCUGGCGGCGAAGCUGAAGCUAGCUCAAGACGAUCUCAACCUGCCAAAUCGUUGGUCCACGGGCGUCAACAAGCCGCAGCCUAUUUCCGGACGAUAUUCCAAGGACAAACUGUGCCAAAUACUAGAUCAAAAGCUAAGUGACUCGCAGCUAUUCAUGGAGUUUGAACGAAUACCGAAGCGACGGGAGCAUGCCCUAUACGAGUGCGCCCUGCUGGAAGAGAACGAGCCAAAGAACCACGACCCAAACUUUUUACCCUAUGACGACAACAGAGUGCGACUGACCCCAUCGAUGGAUAACCGGCAUGGUUACGUAAAUGCGUCCUCCAUAUCUGCCACUGUGGGCACUAAGCAGCGGUUUUACAUUGUGGCCCAGUCGCCACAGGAGUCGCUAACCAUGCGCAUCUUCUGGCAGUGUGUGUGGGAGGCUGAUGUGUAUUUGGUGGUCCAGCUAACCGAGGAUAUGAGUUAUAUUCCUAGAAGCAGUCAUCAGCGUCUCGAGUUUGGUCAGUUCCAAGUGUAUCAGGAAUUCUCACAAACCACCGAUCGAUGCACCACCAUUAAGCUGCGCCUUUACCACGUGCCAUCGCGUCGAUACCGUUCCGUUUGGUAUCUGCAGUACGCUGAUUGGGCGGAGCAGAAUUGUCCACGCGAUGUGAAUCACUUCCUCGAUUUCCUCGAGGAGCUGAAUUCCGUGCGACUGGCAUCCACGCAAGAAGUUCCUCCGGGCCACAACACAAAUCCUCCAGUUCUUCUUCACUGUCUAGAGGGAGGCGGUCGUUCCGGAGUGACACUGACUGCCGAUCUUUUGCUGUACACCUUGGACCACAACGAGGACCUAGAUAUACCUCGUGUUAUUGGGCAGCUAAGGCAUCAGCGGGACAGCAUUAUACCAUCCCUGGCGCAAUACAAGUUCAUAUACAAUCUGCUGAUUACCUACUUGAAGCGCACGAGGCUGAUCUGAGGUUCUAAAGAAAAUGGGAAACUUGUCAAGAAGUAUUUUUUCUUUGUUUAAGCUAUAAUACUUAAAAUCGAACAAAUUUUCUUUAGUUCUCGUUUUUAAAAAUCAGUACAACUCCGUUCAACCAUUUUAUAUUUAUACUGGCAGCUGACCCUUUAAUCGUUAAAUUUUAAUACCAACUAGAUUUUAAGCUUUAGAUUUGUUAUAAAAACUGAACACCCCUUCAAUGGCCACUUUAUACAUACAUAUACUCGUAUAUAAAAAUAGCGCAUAGGUAGUUGUUUUGGCAAGCCAGUAAAAAUGCCAGUUAACUAACCACAGCCACCAAAAUUGGGCUUAGGUUUAAAGCCGAUGUAUUUAUACAUGUGUAUUUUAAUAAAUAUCGAAAUAAAAAUUUAAAGAAUUGAUAAAAAGCAAUAAACACAUGUAAAUCUUA
Drosophila erecta is the source of this 4543-nucleotide messenger RNA. RefSeq names its product tyrosine-protein phosphatase non-receptor type 21 (gene Pez). Gene Ontology annotation, biological process: protein dephosphorylation. NCBI's taxonomy places the organism in Eukaryota, Metazoa, Arthropoda, Insecta, Diptera, Drosophilidae. The transcript is spliced from 7 exons. Gene Ontology annotation, cellular component: cytoskeleton. Bases 349 to 4110 code for a protein of 1253 amino acids. The record is from RefSeq and is a predicted model, not a curated record. Gene Ontology annotation, molecular function: protein tyrosine phosphatase activity.